This is a messenger RNA of Sphenostylis stenocarpa, 1368 nucleotides long. The record is from the annotation of a GenBank genome assembly. Lineage: Eukaryota; Viridiplantae; Streptophyta; Magnoliopsida; Fabales; Fabaceae.
AUGUUCCUUCCCACGGUUCAAACGAUACUGGGCUUCUACUCUUUCAAAUUGUGUUUGAUGAUAUGGUUAUUUGAUGCAAUCCAGUCAGCAGCAAUGAAGUGUUUUACAUUCUCCUAUGGGGAGAAGAAAGAUGAGCCAAAAAGCCUGCAGUCAACAUCGGGUCGGUCAGACAAUUCCACAAAUGCUGAUGUUAGAAGAUCUGGUUCUGAGUUAAAUUCUCAGGAAGUUUCAGACAAUGGCAGCGCAGAAUCCCUCAGGAGGAAUGCAAUACCGAGUUUGUCCCAGAGGGUCAGCAACCUCAGAGUGUUUACUGUUUCUGAACUGAAAUCAGCCACAAAGAAUUUCAGUCGCUCUGUUAUGAUUGGAGAGGGCGGGUUUGGGUGUGUCUACCUAGGACUGAUUAAAAGUGUGGAGGACCCCUCUGGAAGAAUUGAAGUUGCAGUUAAACAGCUUAGUAAAAGGGGAAUGCAGGGGCACAGGGAAUGGGUGACAGAAGUGAACGUUCUGGGCGUUGUUGAGCAUCCGAAUCUUGUGAAACUAGUGGGUUACUGUGCAGAUGAUGAUGAAAGAGGAAUCCAGAGGCUUCUAAUUUAUGAAUACAUGCCAAACAGAAGUGUGGAACACCAUCUAUCUCACAGAUCAGAGGCUCCUCUCUCAUGGAGUAGAAGAUUGAAAAUAGCUCAAGAUGCAGCUCGUGGUUUAACAUACCUGCAUGAACAAAUGGAUUUUCAGAUAAUUUUCAGAGAUUUCAAAUCUUCAAAUAUCCUUUUGGAUGAACAGUGGAAUGCAAAGCUAUCAGACUUUGGGUUAGCAAGGUUGGGACCAUCAGAUGGACUGACUCAUGUCUCAACUGCGGUUGUGGGAACAAUGGGAUAUGCAUCUCCUGAAUAUGUUCAAACUGGACGUCUAACAUCCAAGAAUGAUGUGUGGAGCUACGGCGUCUUCCUCUAUGAACUCAUCACCGGUAGGCGCCCUUUAGAUCGAAAUCGCCCCAAGGGUGAGCAGAAGCUCUUGGAAUGGAUAAGGCCAUACCUAUCAGAUGGGAAGAAAUUUCAACUAAUAUUAGAUCCAAGACUUGAUAAGAAGCAAAUCUUCAAGUCAGCCCAGAGACUUGCUAUGAUAGCAAACCGAUGCUUGGUAAAAAAUCCAAAGAAUCGCCCAAAGAUGAGUGAGGUUUUGGAAAUGGUCAAUGGGAUGGUAGAAUCUUCAUCCAGUUCUAGUCCACAAUUGCCCUUGAAGAGUGUGGCAAGAGUGGAAGCUUUCCAGGAUACUGAAACAAAUAGCAAGAAACGGACCAUGGAUCAGAAGCCUGUUGAAAGUAGUUGGUUUGUUAGAAUGUGGAGACCAAAGCUUAUAAGAACCUGUUGA